CGACAACAAGUACAUCAUCAACAACAAGUAAGAAAUUGCGUACUUCAAAAGCUUCUACCAUUCCAUUACUUCUUAUUCUCCACCAGGCUCGACAACUUCGACAUCAACAUCAACGAGCUCGACAUCUACAACAAGUACGUGUGUCGAAGCAGUUCGAAUCGUUCUAGAAUAAUCGAAGUGUAUGUUUGAACAUAGGCUUCGCUUCUUGUCCGCGCUUUUGUUUCUGUCCGACGUUAGGCAGUGGAAGGUGUUCAAAAUAAUUUUUCAUUGCGCUCUCAAUGGUGCGGGGUGAAGAAAUUUCGGAGUCGUUCGGCUGUAUUUCUUUACUUGUGAUGUAUGGAAAGAAUAUAGAUUUUGUUGACGAUUAAACUGGGAAGGUUUGUAGGGAAAAAGUAACUCAAUAUAUCCUUAAAGGGAAGAAACCUCCAAAGUAAAAUAAAGUUGGUUUUGGGUUGCUGCAAAGUGGCUUUUUGUAUUCAGGACACGAUAGCUAUGAGGAUUUUCUGUUUUUGAUGAGUGAUACUGCCAAAAGUGUAGCAAAAAUUUGCAGACUAGUAUUUACUCAUUUGAAUGUUUGUGCGCCAUUUUGUUGUCAAAUUUUUCCGAAACCGUUGGAAGCACCCUUUGGGAAAAGUAGAAUCGUCCGGAUUAUCGUGUGCUGAAUACGAAUGCACUUUGUAGCAACUCAAAAUCAACUUUAUUGUUUUACUCCGCUGAUAUAAGUUAUGGUCAAAAUAUUGAGAGGUUCAUUUAUUCUGAAGCGACCGUUAUAUGGUUUAGAGAAAUCGAAGAAAUCUAGAGGGUUUUUCGUGAUGAUCAGUGCUCCGUUCUUUUUAGCAAGAACAACGUCUACUACGAGUAGCACCUCAACCAGCACUUCAUCAACAACAACAGCGACAACGUCCACCACGACCACCUCAACCACAUCUACCUCUACAAGUACGACAACAAGCACGACAACAACAACGACAACAACCACGACAACAACAACGACCACAAGUAACAUUUGGUACAAUGGUGACAGAUGUGACAACACCAAGUUUGUUGGCGGCAGCCCCGUCCACAGGUGACGGUGAUCUUAAACUGAAACUAGGUCUUGGUCUAGGCUUGGGGCUUGGAUGUGUUGUUACCAGUAUACCUUCUAUUAUUUUAUCGAUUCGUUAUUGUCGCACAAAAGUUCACUGGCGGGCACAAGCACAACAACAACAAUCAAUACCAUCAGUGUGUAAUACUGAUACAACAACCUCAACACAAACAAGAACUGAAUUACGGAAAAAAGAAGGACCCCAACGAAGACGUGCAAAUACCGCAAAAUUAAAAGCUGAAAAUGAACAUUUAAUGAAUGUCAUCAGACAAUUAGAAGAUGAAAAUAAAAAACUAAAAACAAAAAUUUCCUCGUCAUUACCGUCAUCUGGAGUACAAAAAUCUGCAACUUCAAAUUCUCGAGCACCAAUAUCGCCGCCAAGAAUAUCCUAG
Molecule: messenger RNA, 1476 nt
Organism: Didymodactylos carnosus
Lineage: Eukaryota; Metazoa; Rotifera; Eurotatoria; Philodinida; Philodinidae
Source: the annotation of a GenBank genome assembly